GAGGCAUGACUUGACUCGAUCUAUAAAUGACCUGCAAGAAGGGUAAAAGUGUUGAGCAGUAAUUUUCCAUGCAAAAGAUCUAUAAAUGGUCCUUGAGGUUCCAUCCAUAUAUCUUCACAACAACUCGAUAACUUCUGUGUGAAAAUAGCGAUGUCAAGUAUGGUAUCAAGGCUAUUGUUUUUAACAGUUGCAGUGGCAUGGCUUACAAGUAGCAGCAUCGGCAGUGCUGGAGAUAAUGUGCUGCUCAUGUCAACAGAAAGGAUUGCAGAAAAGUUGACAUUUCAGCCCUUGUAUCCAUCCAGUUCUACUGAUGCCAUCAAAACAAGGUACAUGAGGUUUAUCAAGUAUAUUCGAGAGGAGCUUGUGAGCGGAGACGAGGUCCAUGGCAUACCCAGGCUCCAAAAUCCAGCCACUUUGACAGGUUCGAACCGAUUUCUUCAGGUGGCACUCUCUAAUCCCAGCGAGGAUGUCGUCAUUCUGGCAAUAGAUAAAGCGACUGCUGGUAUUGUCGGUUAUCGAACUAGAAGUAAGGCCUGCUUCUUUACGGAUACGAAUGGCCCGGAUACAUCCAGCGUUUUUCCUGGCAUGAUGCGUUACCAGCUUCCGUUCAGUAGUGGAUACUCGGGUAUGGAGGUAAUUGCAGGGUCCAGGAUGAAUAUUUAUUUGGGGAUUCUUGAAUUGUACGAAUGCAUCACGCAUUUAGACGAUCUUGACGAUAAAUCCUCUUUGGCUCGGUGCAUGCUGGUUACCAUUCAGAUGGUUUCCGAGGCCAUUCGCUACAGAUAUGUGGAGAACCUUGUGGUUGAACACAUUACCGAGACCAAUGAGGCCUACCUCCCAACCGCGGCCAUGUUCACCUUCGAAGAAAACUGGAAACAACUCUCCACCAGAAUCCAACAAUCAGUCGCCGGUGUAAUUUCCCCUGCAUUCGAGUUACCUGCUGCGUCAAACAAAUAUGUAACAUUAACCUCAAUCACCCCAACUCUGGGCCGAAACAUUGCUCUCCUUCUUUACGUAUGCGACUUCUGUGCCAAUAUCCUAGAGCCCACAGUCAGUAUUAUUGGCCGCAACGGACUUUGCGUCGAAGUCUAUUCUAAAUUGUACUACGAUACAUCACCAAUUAUCAUGGGGCCAUGUAAGUCCACCGAUAACAGCAAUCAACUAUGGACUCUGAUGCAAGACGGGACAAUUCGAUCCCAAGGAAAGUGCUUGACUGCAUUGGGUAUUGGAGUUGCGGUGAUCUAUAACUGCACCACUGAGCUCGCGUCUUCUAGUAUCAAGUGGAAAAUCGAGGAAAACGGGAAUAUCAUAAGCAUAGACAACAACUUAGCUUUAACCGCGUACUGGGAUGUUAGCCGGAGUCAAUUGAGAAUGAAGCGGAUAUCAUACUGGUCAAAGCAGGCUUGGAGUUUAAGUAACAGCACCGAACCAGUUGUGACACCGAUCAGAGGCUACAAGGGUAUGUGUCUGCAAGCAUCUGGCAAUAACACUGUCCAGGUCAGCAGCUGCACGGACCGAAUUUUCGAGCAAUAUUGGGCCCUCUAUCCUGAUGGCACUGUCCGGCCAAUUAUGUCGAAGAAAAACUGUCUCAAGUCGAAAGCCUCUCCGGAUGGUGAAGUAGUUGUGGUUCAUGAUUUGUGCGAUGGAGGUAAGGCUGAACGCUGGUUGUUCAAUCAUGACCGCAGUAUUUCUGAUGCGGUUAACAAAUAUGUUCUGGAAGUGGAGAAUCAGAAGAUAAGUGUUGUGAAACGUUCUGCAGAUGCGCCUACCGCGCAGCAGAUCUUCGAUAUAAACUUUGUCUGAGGUGAAUUACAAUUUCUCGGUUAGAUUCAAGACCAGUGUAUAAUUAUGAGCUUUGGUAUAUCCACUUAUGGAAAUCCAAAACAAUUAACAAGUGAUAGUAUAUCACAUGUAAGAGUAAAUAAGGUCUUGAACAAUGUCAUUUGUUCUUAUUUUGCUUUUAA
Molecule: messenger RNA, 1964 nt
Organism: Daucus carota subsp. sativus
Lineage: Eukaryota; Viridiplantae; Streptophyta; Magnoliopsida; Apiales; Apiaceae
Product: abrin-b-like
Exons: 3
Coding region: 151-1803 (550 amino acids)
Biological process (GO): negative regulation of translation
Molecular function (GO): rRNA N-glycosylase activity
Source: RefSeq, a predicted model, not a curated record